AUGACAAAAGCUACUGAAACUGGUUUAACUUUAUUUGCAUUGUCUGCUAUUUAUUUUGCAUUAACAACAGGAGUAAUUCCAACUCCAACAAAAAUACAUGAUGAAAUUUUACCAUUUUUACCGUGGUGGGCAUUAGUUUCAUUUGGUGCUUAUGCUUUAUCAACUUUAGGUUGGGGUAUAGUUACAUUUAAAGAUAAAGAAGAUAAAUAUAAAGAAUUGGUUAUACAAAUAGAAGAAGCUAAACAAUUUUAUAAACAAGAAGGAAUUGAUUUGGAUUAG
Messenger RNA from Insectozyma verbasci, 279 nucleotides. The record is from the annotation of a GenBank genome assembly. NCBI's taxonomy places the organism in Eukaryota, Fungi, Ascomycota, Pichiomycetes, Serinales, Debaryomycetaceae.